This is a messenger RNA of Triticum urartu, 824 nucleotides long. The record is from RefSeq and is a predicted model, not a curated record. Lineage: Eukaryota; Viridiplantae; Streptophyta; Magnoliopsida; Poales; Poaceae.
GUUUGUGAUGAUACCCCAUCAACCGCAUCCUAAGGGCUGAGGCCGUUGACCAAAGGAGUCCAGUGCUCCACCACUCCACGAGAGCUGCGGAUAAGAUAAACUUGUGGUCUUGUACGAUGAGCGGCCGCGAUGCCGCCUCCCCGGCGCCGGCCGACGCCUCCGCCAUAUGCGCUCAGAUCGCGGCCGUCUUCGCCGCGCCAUCCGCGCACCCCCCGGCGCGCGCCGUCCUAGUCUCUGAGCUCGCCGCCGCGUCCUCCCGGGGAGGCCGCGUGUUCGUGCACGGCGUCGGGCGCGAGGGCCUCAUGAUGCGCGCCCUCUGCAUGCGCCUGGCGCACCUCGGCCUCCCCGCGCACUGCGUCGGCGACGUCACGGCGCCGCCCGCCUUAUCGGGAGACCUCCUCGUCGCCUCCGCGGGACCGGGCGCGUUCUCCACCGUCGACGCCAUCUGCGGCGUGGCGCGAGGCGCCGGCACGCGCGUGGUGCUGCUCACCGCGAGGCCGGAGGGAGAUUUCCCUGGGCGCCAGGCCGACGUGGUGGCCCACCUCCCCGCGCAGACCAUGGCUGACGACGAGGAUGGCGCGGCGGCGCAGGCGAAGCUGCCGAUGGGGAGCCUGUACGAGGGGGCCAUGUUUGUGCUGUUCGAGAUGGUGGUGCUCGAGCUCGCGGGUGUUCUGGGCCAAAGCCCGGCCCAGAUGAGGGCCCGCCACACAAACUUGGAGUAGUCCGAUGCUACAGCUUUUAUAUUGAAAAAAAGUGACAGAAUGUGACCAACCGAUGCUUUUGAGUCUUCAUGAGUUUGUAUAAUAUAGUUGCUUUUAACUCUA